Molecule: messenger RNA, 483 nt
Organism: Cyphellophora europaea CBS 101466
Lineage: Eukaryota; Fungi; Ascomycota; Eurotiomycetes; Chaetothyriales; Cyphellophoraceae
Exons: 3
Coding region: 1-483 (160 amino acids)
Source: RefSeq, a predicted model, not a curated record
AUGUCUGCCCUAUUCCCCAGCACCGGCGGCACCUACACGGACCACGGCUUCCGCAUCCGCCGCUCCAGCCCCUCGCACCUCGCCAACCACUUCAAGAUCCAGCAGACGGCGCACCCGGACUUCGCCAUGUCUCUCGACCCGGCCUCCCCCAUCUACUACCACGCCACCUCCGACGGGGGACGCAUCCGCCACGAGCAGCGGCAGAGUGAGUUUCCGGACGAUCAACAAGGGGGACGUUUACGCACGAUCUGCCGCGGAAUAAGGCCACGGGCCGGAAGUGGGGCGUUGGACCUCGUGGUGCGGCAUGGGACGAUCGAGCGGUGUGACGAGUGGUAUGACUGGAGUGCUCGGACGGAGAUGGGGGUCGCAGGGAACGGCGAUGAGGCAACUGAGGUGAAGACUUGGGAAGCGUGGGUGCCAGAAGAUGGAUAUCAUGUGCUCGGGGAGGGCGACUUCGAUCAGAGGACUCUGGACAAGGCCUGA